AUGGGUGUCACCGGCCUUUGGACGGUCGUGCAGCCCUGCGCUCGUCCUAUCAAACUCGAGACGCUAAACAAGAGACGGCUUGCGGUCGACGCGUCGAUUUGGAUAUAUCAAUUUCUGAAAGCAGUGCGAGACAAAGAAGGGAAUGCGCUACGAAACUCCCACAUCGUCGGAUUCUUUCGUCGGAUAUGCAAGCUGCUGUACUUCGGGAUCCGACCUGUCUUCGUUUUCGAUGGCGGGGCCCCAGUCAUGAAAAGACAGACGAUUGCAGGUCGGAAGAAAAGACGCGAGGGUCACAGGGAAGAUGCUGUGAAGACCGCAGGGAAAUUACUCGCGGUGCAAAUGCAACGCAGUGCGGAGGAAGAAGAAAGUCGCCGGCGCAACAAGAACCGGAGACAAGAAGAGGAAGAGGUGACGGAGACUCCGGUCUAUGCAGAUGAAGCAUUUAUGACUGAGAAAGAAAGGCAACAAACUCGACGUUUCAAGAAGAAGGAUGCCUACCACUUACCGAACCUGGAUGUAUCGCUCCAGGAUAUGGGUGCACCAAACGACCCACGCAUCAUGUCCCAGGAGGAAUUAGAAGAGUAUGCUAGGCAAUUCCACCAGGGCCAAGAUAUCAAUCUUUACGACUUCUCCAAGAUCGACUUCGACAGCUCAUUCUUCCUCAGUUUGCCCGCGACUGAUCGAUACAACAUCUUAAACGCAGCCAGGCUGAGGAGUCGACUGCGUAUGGGAUACUCAAAAGAGCAGCUAGACACCAUGUUUCCUGACCGCAUGGCAUUCUCAAGAUUCCAAAUCGACCGAGUCGCAGAGCGAAAUGACCUUACGCAACGAUUAAUGAAUAUAAACGGUAUGAAUGGAGAGGAAGCGUUCUACAACUCUGGGCAGCGUAUUGCAGGAGAACGAGGCAGAGAAUAUGUGCUUGUCAAAGAUCGCGAGCAUGAGGGUGGUUGGGUGCUUGGUGUUGUCGGAAACAAAGAGGGCGAUGAAGAGAAACCCAUCGAUCUCGAUCGGCCUGAAAUAUUGUCGGACGAGGAUGAAGUGUCCGAUGAAGAUGUCUUCGAGGAUGUUCCAAUCGAGGGCCUGAACCGACUUCCUAAGCUUCCCUUUCUUCGAGACGGUGUAUUUGAUCAAUCCCUUCAGAUUCAAGGCGAUGAGGACUUCGACAUGCAAAGAGCUAUAGAAGAAUCGCGUCUCACCGCGCGGCGACCGCCAGUGAAUGAUCGUCAAAUUCAAGCUGUGGAUGACGACUCGCUUUUUGUUGAGGCGGAUGGAAAUAUUGGUGUUCAACAGCAGAACAACGACACCGAUGGCUUUUUUAAUGGCGAAGAUGAUGACCUCGAACAAGCCAUUGCCCUUUCAUUGCAACCGACUACCGACCAUGAUGAAAUCGUGCCGGAAAUAGCCAUCAAUCGACCUGCUGAGCCAGCCCCUUCUCAUGAUAUGAUGAUACCAGACCCCGACUCUGAGAGCGACGAUGGAAUGGAUUUUGCGUCUGCUCUCGCCAAAACCAAGGUCACAAAGAAGGCCCCUCGGUCAUCAAAUCCAUUCGGCGGUCCCCUUCCCUUUGAGCCUAUCAAGCUCACAAAAGCAACCAAAAAUACCGGGAAGGCUAGUGGGGCCGAUGAAAACGCAGGUGGCUUUGUUAAGGAAUCCGCGAAGAAACCAAAACAGGCAGACCCGCUCCCUCCCUGGUUCGUUGGCGAGCGCACGAAUCAAGAAUUCAUUGUUGAUCCAAUUGAAGACCCCAAAGAACAAGAGAAGUCGGCGGCACCGGAUCACAUGUUCCUUUCCAAUCGUCGCUCACCAGAAAUCAUCGAUGUCGAUCAAACGUCCGAGGAGGUUGUUGAUUUAGAGGAAGGCUCGGAAAAGAAAACCGGCAUUGAAGAGAAAAAGCCUGAACCAAUUUUUGAUGAGGAAAUUAAAAGGCUUUACCGCGAGCUUCCCUCAACUAUUGACGAAAAGCCCUCCAAUGAACCAACACAAAUUGAUACGAAAGAUGAAGCGCUACUUGAGAACACCAUCAAACAAGAUCAAGAACCCGUGCCUGUGCCUGAAGCGAAGUCCCCAGAGAUCUCCCCCCAUAGUGAACACUCUCUGUCGCCUGAAUUCGUGGAUGUGGUUCCUCAGCCACCUACGGAAGUCCCUGAGAUCACUGUUGUACCUCAAGAGUCCCAGCCCCAGCUUUUUGAAGAGGCCGAGCAAUCAGAAACCUUUGCUCAAGACCAAGGUGAUUACAGCGACCCAGAAGAUGAAGAUCUCUUCAAACAGCUUGCAGCCGAAGGUGAAGAACAUGCCCGCUUCGCCCAGACUCUCAAUAAUGCUGCGCCUAUUCAGGAUGCCCUUGAUUACGAGCAAGAACUGAAGCAGCUACGAAAUCAACAUAAAAAAGAUCGUCGUGAUGCAGACGAGGUGACCACUAUUAUGAUCAAUGAAUGUCAGCAGCUAUUGACACUAUUUGGACUGCCUUACAUCACUGCGCCGAUGGAAGCUGAAGCGCAGUGUGCUGAAUUGGUCUCGCUAGGCCUUGUUGAUGGCAUUGUCACAGAUGACAGUGAUAUCUUCCUUUUCGGUGGGACACGAGUCUACAAGAACAUGUUCAAUCAAAGCAAGUUCGUGGAGUGCUAUCUGGCAUCGGACUUUGAAAAGGAGUAUGCCCUUCAUCGACGGAAGCUUAUCAGCUUUGCCCAUCUGCUAGGUAGCGAUUACACGGAGGGCAUCCCUGGUAUUGGUCCCGUCACAGCCUUGGAGAUUAUCACCGAGUUCUCUAGUCUCGAAGAGUUCCGCGACUGGUGGUCAGAAGUGCAAAUGGGCACAAAUAACCCCGACGACGUUCAUCUAGCUUUCCGAAAGAAAUUCCGGAAAAAGGCGUCCAAGAUUUUCCUGCCGCCCUCAUUCCCUGACACCCGAGUUGACACCGCCUACCUAGAACCCGAGGUUGACGCUGACCCCUCCCAAUUCCAAUGGGGUAUACCCGACUUGAACGGUCUGAGAAACUUUCUCAUGGCAACCAUCGGUUGGAGCCAAGAGCGCACAGAUGAGGUUCUCGUCCCGGUUAUUCGCGAUAUGAAUCGCCGAGACCAAGAAGGCACACAGUCCAAUAUCACACAAUUUAUGACCGGUCCACAGGGAGCAGGUGCGUUUGCGCCUCGUGUUCGACCGGGUGGGCCUAGCCGAAUGGAAAAGGCAUUUGGUCGACUGCGACAAGAGGCUCAAGGUGGUCAGGCCUCACCAGGUGACGACGCCCCAGCCACAGAAGGCGAUGGGGAAGAAGCCUCUGGUUCGCAAAAGCAAACUAAACGGGGAGCAUCAGCCAUCCAGGCUAAGGCCGGAUUGAGUAAGAAACGCAAGACUCGUCGCGCAGACUCAUAA
Penicillium canescens is the source of this 3369-nucleotide messenger RNA. RefSeq names its product ssDNA endodeoxyribonuclease RAD2. Gene Ontology annotation, molecular function: DNA endonuclease activity; single-stranded DNA binding. The record is from RefSeq and is a predicted model, not a curated record. The transcript has a single exon. NCBI's taxonomy places the organism in Eukaryota, Fungi, Ascomycota, Eurotiomycetes, Eurotiales, Aspergillaceae. The coding region runs from base 1 to 3369 and encodes 1122 amino acids. Gene Ontology annotation, biological process: nucleotide-excision repair. Gene Ontology annotation, cellular component: nucleus.